This is a messenger RNA of Bombus terrestris (buff-tailed bumblebee), 1739 nucleotides long. Its product is annotated as FAD synthase. NCBI's taxonomy places the organism in Eukaryota, Metazoa, Arthropoda, Insecta, Hymenoptera, Apidae. Bases 147 to 1547 code for a protein of 466 amino acids. Gene Ontology annotation, molecular function: catalytic activity. The transcript is spliced from 10 exons. The record is from RefSeq and is a predicted model, not a curated record.
AUAGUCGUAAAUUCUCUUAUAAAGAUAUGUAUAUACAUAUGUACACAGGUAGAAGUACUUAAGUUUAAAGGCGCUGCGUAGCAUCCUCUAGCAGUAUAGUAUAUAGAUAACACACAAAUAAUUGUUAAUAGUGAGAUUAAAGCGUUAUGAUAAAUUUACAUCGAUACAAGGUAGUGAAAAUUUUAUUGAAAUGUUAUCGAACAAACAUAAUUCGGUUGAAAAGUAAUGGAAAGCAUCCUACUGCUGGAAUAAUCGUAAUCGGAGAUGAAAUUUUAAAAGCGCAAGUAAAAGAUACUAAUUGUUUUUAUGCGUGUAAGCUGCUUUAUAAUCAUGGAGUCAAGGUUCAGAAAACUGCGGUCGUACGAGAUAAUCUUGAAGAUAUUUCCAAAGAGAUAAAAUACUUUUCUAAAAUGUUCAACUAUGUUUUUACAUCCGGUGGUAUAGGACCAACUCACGAUGAUGUUACAUAUGAAGCUUUAGCAUUGGCCUUUAACGAUUCAUUGCACUAUCACCCAACACUAGUGAAAAUUAUAAAAGAUUGCUUCAGUUGUGGAACUUUUCCUUCACCGGCUUAUAAAAUGGCAUAUAUACCCACUAAAUCUGUACUUAAAUUUGGGAUAGACCAAGUCACAGGUAAAAAGCUGACUUAUCCGUGUAUAAUGGUGGAAAAUGUUUACAUCUUCCCUGGCUCACCCAUGUUUUUUGAAACAUCAUUUCAGGCAUUUUGCAAGGAAUGUUUUGCUAGCUACAAAAGUUUUGCAGCAACCGAAGUUUAUAUAAAUGCAAAAGAGGAAUCAUUCGCAGAUGUUUUAUAUGCAGUUGCACAAGAAUGUCCAACUGUUACCUUCGGCUCGUAUCCGGAAUGGAAUAGGUAUUAUAAAGCGCGUGUGACCAUAGAAAGUGAAAACGAAAAAGAUACUGAAACAGCAAAAACAAUGUUUUGUAAUCGUAUUCCGAGAAAUGUAUUAGUACAUUAUGAUCGUAUGCCACAUGUGGAUUGUCUAUCAAAGUACGAAGCAUGGAUUGAAAAGUCCCAACGUCGAUCAUUUUAUGAGCGUUCCUUCAAGACAUUCGUAAAUUAUUAUAAGAAACCUGAAAAUGUUUGGAUAUAUUUGGAUGGUAGCGAAGAGUCAGUCCUUAUGAUACAUCUUGCUCGAAUCGCCAGUAACAAACUGCAACAUUGUUCGAAGCUCAAACUGCGUGCAAUUUGUUUUAAAUCUGAUAUAUUAAAGUCGGGCACUGACGAAUUCUUUCACGAACUUAAGAACAGAUAUAAUAUCGAGCUAUGUAAGUUAGAACAUUUGGAAAGCGAUGCCACUGACACGAUAAACAAUUUCGCUGUGUUAAAACCAGAAUUACAAGUGUUAUUGGUUGGAAAACGGUUGAAUAACAAUAAAAGAGUAAUGUACGAUGAUCUUGCUCGAUUAAACGACGACAGUUCUAAGUCUGUGCAAGUACAUUUUCCACUCACUGAUUGGACAGAUGACGAUAUUAAAGAUUUCUUUAGCUCACUCUGUUUACCAUACUAUACAAAAGAAACGUAUUAAAAUCGAUAAGUAUGGGGCAGAAAAAUAAGAGCAAGAAUAAACCAAAAUAUGCUGCUAAUGGAAGUGUAACCGAGAUAGCUGUAUCUCGUAUUAAAUUUUACAUUAAUUGAUUGAUUCAAUAGCAGAUUAUUGUAUGAUCAAUGGUCUUCUUUCAUACAACAAAGAAGUAAAUAAAAACAAAUUCACACCAAA